This is a messenger RNA of Caenorhabditis auriculariae, 1698 nucleotides long. Lineage: Eukaryota; Metazoa; Nematoda; Chromadorea; Rhabditida; Rhabditidae. The record is from the annotation of a GenBank genome assembly.
AUGAAUCGUCAACAUAGUUUGAAUUACGCUUCUGAUUCUCUCCGCCGCCGUGAAUUUGUAAGUUUCAGGUCCUUGUUUUUAACUAUAAGUUUCGUUAUUCAAUGUUUUCAUUCAAUUUCUUGCAGCAACAAUACCCGUGGUACAUACAACAAAUGUUCAAGGUUUUCGAAUUGGUCUAUUUCAUAUGUAUGACAAUAUUCACGUUCUUCUCACAGUUAGUGAAGCGCGUUUACAGAACGGUACCAACAAAACAUUUUUUCAUUCAAUGAACUUAUUUUCAGUAUUGCAAAAAGCAGGUGAUCCGAUAUGAACAUAUCCCACUGUCUCCAUUGACUGCCCAUCGUUUAAGUAGGAUUCAGGAAAUGUUUGAAAGAAAAUGGACGAACUUUUCAGCGUCUGUGAGGAAGAAAAUUAUGGUGCUAGAUUUGGACGAAACUCUAAUUCAUUCCCACCAUGACGGCGUAGUACGACCAAUGGUUAAGCCGGGCACUCCGUCAGAUUUCACUAUCAAGGUUUCUUUUAUAACGAUUUAGAAAACUAUGAAAGAACUUGUUAAGGUUGUGAUCGACAAACAUCCAGUCAAAUUUUCGGUUCAUGAGAGACCGCAUGUAGAGUAUUUCUUAGCCGUUAUCAGUGAAUGGUUGGUUCUCUUUUCUGUUGAAAAGUAAAUGUUUGUGCCGUGUUCAAAGUAAUUUCCGCGAAAUGCAAAAUGGUCUCUGACCCUCCAAAAUUUAGUUAUCUUUCUCUUUCUCUGACAGCUAUUUUGAAUUUCGAGGAAUCACUUUGAACACGGCAUUGAAUAAGAUGUAUCCUCUCAUUUUUAUUGUUAAUUUGUUUGCAGGUACGAUUUAGUUGUUUUUACGGCAAGUAUGGAAGUUUAUGGGUCCGACGUAGCGGAUAAGUUGGACCGCGGACGCGGAAUACUCAAUCGAAGGUCAGAAUUUGGGAUAAAUUUUCUUGAGGAGUUUGAAAAUUCUCAGAUAUUUCCGGCAACAUUGCACUAUGGAUUAUGGCGGCUACACGAAGGACCUUUCAGCUAUCAAUCCAGACCUUUCUUCCAUUUUCAUCCUUGACAACUCGCCAGGCGCCUACCGCAAAUUUCCACGUUAGUUUCUUUUAUUUUCUACGCAAAUAGUUUCAUAAACUUUAGGUGAAAUUUUUUUCGAAAAGGUCUCGUUCCCGAGUUUCUCAAGACAAGAUAAAAUUUAACAUGACGCUCUUUCUUCCAACUCCGCCCCAAACACAAAUGGCACAAAAAAAGUCUGCUCUUAAUUAAUUUAAGUCAAAAACGAUAAAAAUUUGUUGGCCACCUAUGUAUCGAGAAUAGAAUUGGAAAUAGAAAGAUCUGAAACUUUUCUCUAAAGGCAGAGGAGCUAAUUAAAAGGUCCGGAAUCAAUAAGUAAGGUUAUUUAUUCAGAACGGGUUGAUGCUUCCGACACUUUGAAACGUUGGACGAAUAUUAGAAAAACCAAGUAUCUAAAUAGAAAAAGAGCAAAUUAAACGUUUAUUGUGAAGAUACGACUGGAGAAAGUGAAGAGUUGGCUUCUAGACAACGCGAUUCCGAUUCCGUCGUGGUUCUCGGAUCCGAACGACACAUGUCUUCUGGAGCUGCUGCCGUUUCUCGACGCCCUCAGGUUCACUUCAGACGUCCGCAGCAUUUUGUCACGCAACCAGCAGGGCUUCGCCCAGAACUGGUAA